GUGUCGGCGGUGUUUCGCCAAGAAUCGCUCGCGAGCCAUCUUAUCUUUAUCUCCUAACCUUUACGUUCCCACCAAGCCAACCCGCCUUUUUCUUAUAUUAUUUUACCGCAUCACUUCGCGUUCACGGUGCUUUUGAUCCGUUUCUCAGGCUGUGCUCGCUCUCCUUUCUCCUCCGUUUUCUUUUCUUUCGUUUUCCUCCUCUUCGUGAUUCCGAAAUUUCAGAUUUCGCUGCACAAAAUGAAGAUGCGUGAGCCGAGGUGGAUAGUUGCUGCGUUUGCUGCCUGGUCGGGCCCGCUCGGGCGGUUUUCCUGAGGAGAAUGCUGCCCCUGCUCAAGAAAGCCAUCGAGAAGGAACGCAAAGCUUCGCCGGGUCGCGCCUGGCGCUACUCGUACUCGCCGGUGGCCCAGUCGGAAGCCCCCGCGGCCCCCUCCUCCCCCCCGCAAGCCCCCCCGCCCGAACCACAAGCAGAGGCCCAGCGGCCACGAAGGAUCAACAACUUUCGCGUAUCCACCAUGGACGAUCGCAAGGAGUUGGUGGCGAAGAACCGGUCGGGGAAGCGGAAGUUCAUCCUCCUGACGGUGAUCCCGGUCAUGAUUCUGGGGAUCGCGGCCGUGUUGCUGCUCACCGUGGGCGACGGCGAUGGCGCCGCGGACAAGGGCGCGUCCCCCUCCAGGGCCCUCCCCCUCUCGGACAUCACCGAGGGCUGGUUCGACCGCUCCUCCCCCGUUUGGAACGGCACUUGGGUCUCAGACACUGAGAUCCUGAUGAAAGAUGAACAUGAAAAUCUCAUCCUUCACGAUGUGGAAGCUGCAAAGUCGACAGUUGUCCUCGAAAAUAACCCAGAUAAGCUGCUUUCAACAGGUAUCCAGUAUGAACUUUCAGCAGACAAAAGGUACAUAAUGAUCGCCACAACUUAUACCAGGUUAUAUCGGUACUCAUUUAUUGCAAGGUAUCAAAUUUAUGAUAUUCAGAAAAGGGUUACAUUUCCGCUGGCGAAUGCAACCGUAAACACAUCGGAGCCUCUGGAAGUGCAGCUUGUUAUGUGGGCCCCUAAAGGCAAUGGUUUUGCCUAUGUUUACUUGAACAAUGUCUACUAUCGACCGUCUGCAGAGUCAACCAUUGAAUAUCAACUUACCACCGAUGGGAUCCGCAAUUAUGUCUAUAACGGAGUACCCGAUUGGGUUUAUGAAGAGGAAGUACUAGCGUCAAACUCGGCCAUGUGGUUCUCUCCCGAUGGGCAGAAAUUAGCUUACGCUUCUUUCAACGACACCUCGGUCCCUGUCAUGACAGUGCCUUUCUAUGGCGCUGCUAGCUCGCCCAAGUUCCAGUACCCGCUCCCUGUGAACAUCAGGUACCCAAAGGCAGGGAGGUCUAACCCAACUGUCAAUUUGAAUCUUGUUACCUUACCAAAAGCAUCCGAGAAUCCAACAGCUCAACCUUCGUUGACUCUUCUUCCCAGACCUGAUGAUUUUUCUGAACACAAUUCUAUUCUCAGCAUUGUAACAUGGAGAGACGCUUCAAAUAUCAUAGCCAUUUGGUUCAAUCGAGUUCAAAAUUCAUCUCGUAUCAUGCUAUGCAAAGCAGAAGGCAAGCAAGAAUGCUUCGUGCUCUAUAAGUUAGAUGAAAGUAACGGUUGGAUCGAGAUUGAUAAAGCUCCAGUUUUUUCUGAAGAUGGGAAACACAUGCUGUUAGUGCUUCCUCACCUAGACCCUUCAGGCUCAGAUAAAUACCCGCAUAUCACUCGCCUCUCAACCGAAGUUCCCAAGGAAAGCAUCCCACUGACUGAAGGUGCAUUUUCAGUCAAUCAUAUCCAUGGUUGGGACUGGGCGGAGCAUAAAAUAUAUUUCACGGCAACGCUUCCACAGCAUCCUGAACAGCUUCAUUUUUUCGUUACCUCUGAUGGCCUCGAUGCAAGCUCAAAGUCUCCUGAGUGUCUUUCCUGCAAAUUGAAGUUGAGUUCAGGGAGCCCUUGUACUUACGUGGUUGUUUCAGGGAGCCCAGGAAACUCUCACUUUGCUCUAACAUGUGUCGGUCCAGGACCCGCUGAAGCUUUCAUUUACAACAAGCAAGGAAGGCUUUUCUCGUCGUGGGAAAGCAAUGAGGUAGUGAGACGUAAGUUGCAAGAAAUCAAACUGCCUACCGUCAAAUAUCUUAGAGCUCCAAUUGAAAGAACGGACAUGAAAGCAUAUGUGAAAUUACUAUUACCUCCCAAUCUCGAUACCUCCGGUAAAACCAAGUACCCUCUUCUAGUCCAUGUAUAUGGCGGACCGAAAUCAAACUUGGCGGUUGAUACUUUCAAAAUGGACUGGAAUCAUUACCUGGCAAUCAACAAGAGUGUCAUUAUUGCUCACAUAGACGGUCGCAACUCUGGUUUGAAAGGUCAAAAAAUGCUUUUCGCCGGUUACAGACGUCUUGGAACAGUGGAAAUAUUCGAUCAAAUCAAUGUCACCAGAUAUUUGCAAAAUACUCUCCCGUACAUCGAUAAAUCAAGGACUGCUAUCUGGGGUUGGAGUUAUGGAGGCUAUGCAACUGCUAUGGCUCUGGCGCAGGAUGUCAACAAUGUUUUCCAAUGUGGAGUAUCUGUCGCUCCUGUCACUGAUUGGGUUUAUUAUGACACAAUAUAUACAGAGAGGUACAUGGGACUACCGAUCAUCGAAGACAAUGUAAUGGGAUACAUCGGUGCCUCCCUGAACAAUAAAGUUGAAAAUUUGAGGAAUAAAAAAUAUCUCUUAAUUCAUGGCACCUACGAUGACAACGUCCACUUCCAGCAAUCAAUGAUGUUAUCACGACAGUUGGAACUCAAAGAUAUUAUGUUCCAGCAAAUGAGCUAUCCUGAUGAGGAGCAUGGCUUAGUAGGAGUGCGGCCUCAUUUCUAUCAUACCCUCACUCGGUUCAUAUCAGACUGUUUCCACCUCGAUCAGUGAAGAGAUGUGCUGAUUUUAAGACUGAUGCUCAACUCUGCGAUUAAUUUGUUUUCCAUCUAAGUUUUAGAUUUUGUGUUGAUUCUUAGAUAAUGAAGUUUACUGUUUCUUCUCUGUGUAAAUAAAGCCCAGGUUGAUGGGAAAGUUUUAGAAGGUUGAAACCUUGAGCUACCAUUGUGAUAUGUUCUAAUGCCAAAUUUUUAAAAAUUAAUCAAAGCACACGGAAACUUAAGCAUUUAAAUUUGUGUUAAUUUGAUCUAAGGAUUGAAAAGUUUGAUUUCGCCCAAAUUGUGUAUUGUAUCAAAGUGGCUUCUUAAAGUAGCUGAAGAAAAUCAUCAUGGAUACAUAUAUCACGUCGGGGAAUGCGUUAUCAACUCAUGUUUCAGCUCACUUUAAAUUUCAUUUUGAUCAUCUUUGCGAUGAAACGGGAAUUAUCUCCUCACUCUUAGGAAUGUUUGUACAUAUAGUUUUAUGAGUUUUGACUUGUUACAUAUUUAUUUAAAUCAACAGGAAGAAUCAUGUUUUUGUUCGGGAUACUUAAAUGCCAAGAUUCUUUAUCAAACCGUACCUUAUUUAAGUUAUCCUUUUUUAGCUGGAUGUUUCUGCGGUUGUCACUACUUUAUUACCAGGUUUACACUGAGUUCCCUUUAUUUUCACCAUGGAUUUACUCAGCAAAACGAUGAAGGCAUUUGUUUCUUUUUAUUGUUUAUUUUUCAGUAAAAUUAAAUUCAAAAUUCUUAAAUUUUUUUUGUUGAAUGAUUUUGGAUGCAUAUACGUAUUUUAAAUUUGUUUAUUUUUCCGACUUCCUUCGUUUGUCAUUUUUUUAAAAGUCAUAUUUUAGCACCUAAAUGCUCCAAAUUUGGAUGUAUUUCUAUCGAACGGAACUAUGUGCAUCAAGACAUGAGCCCUGAGACCCAUAAGAAUAUGUGCAAACCAGGGCUCACAUCAUAAUGCAUAUAGCUCCGUUUGAUAGAAAUACGUCCAUUUAUGUGCCACUCGAGAAUACUCAAGUUGAAUAUGACUUUUUCUAAGAAAGUUAAUCAGUGAAGAAGAAAAAGAAGCUGCCAAUUCCUGAAAGCUGUAUUUUUAACUCCAUUAAUAUUCUUGAAACAGGACAUCACAAAUGAAAAAUCCACUUUAUUGUACGUAAUGUAAUUUUUUUCACCUCCCUAGGAAUAUCGUUUCAUUCAUUAACUUGAGCAUACUGUACAGUAACUAUGUGUAUUUUGCCUACGAUUUUAUCAUUGAAUUUACUUAUGCUCAGACCUCCAAUAACAGUUGUCAAUGAAAAUGAGCUCCUUACAUAUCAACUUAAGAGACUCUCAAGUUACAGUCUAUUACGCCUGCCAACUUUUAUUGGAUGGAAGAAAAUCUACAAUCUCGAUUCUAGCAUUUAGUUUCAAUGUGAAAAUAAGGACAUCACAAUCAUUUGUCCCUUCUGUCCCCUCCAAAAGUUGGCCAGCAUCAACGUUGGCACUAACUUUGUUACUGCAGUAGUAAUUGGACUCCAAGAGUUGAUGUCAAUAGCACUGUCAUUGACCACUGUUAGAAGAGAAAUCUUUUCAAAACAAGAGGUUCCAUACUAGAGCCCAUUUCUAAGGCAUUGAAUGUAAGUGUAGUUAAUUGCAAAAAUAGCUGUGCAUUAAUAGAAUUUCCUUUCACGAAACAAGUCUGUAAGUGGAUGUUAUUUUUGUAUGGUAAAUGAUUCAAAUGUAUUUUAAAGUCAAUGUUCCUACGAAUUACUACCCCAAAUUAUAUUCCAGUCAAAUUUCACCAAUAAGUCGGGAAUCCUGCUUCCUAAUAUGGUAUGAAUACCUUGGGCCCGUUUUUUGGCUUUACCAAUACAAAGUCCGUUUAACUCAGAAACCCCACUAAAUUGGCAUGAAUCCUUACUCCCAAUGCAUACAGACUUGGUGAGGUUUGACUGUAUUUACCUCUUGAUUUAUCUUCUUUUAAAAGGUGCUCCAGAUAAUUUUAUAUUUUAGAUAGGUAUUAUUGAUAGAUGUGAAGGUAACUUUCUUCCAUUCUUUGUUGAAAGUACUGUUGUAAAUAUGAAAAUAAGACUUACUGUAAGUUGUAGGUGAUUCAUGAAAAAGGAAAGAAACAGUUGACAAUGCAGACCUGCAGCCUGAUCGUUGGAAUUUUGUGUUUGUCGACAGCUGGAGGAAUGUAGUUAUAUGGUGGGUCAGCUCUGUCAGCUGCCCUUUUUGUUGGCCUAUGUUGGGUGGAUUUGAUGGUAAAGUAUCAAUAACUCAAGGGGUGACUUAAGCUUCUUGUUGAUUCCACUUGACGUAUGCACACAAUUUACACUUACCUAACAUUUUUCUUUAUACUUGGGCGAUGGUGAAAAUAAAAUUUCAACCAUCAGCUUGCAGAGGACAAGAAAACUGAAUGUCUCAAUAGUCAUACAACUAAAUGUCUACUUCUAUGCAUUUAAUUAAAGAACUUUUAAAACAUUUGAAACUCAGAGGAACAUCCUCUUGUCAUAAUCUCAUUUGCCAACCAGGGACAGUCUGCAAGUAUUGUUUCUUAUCUGAUGUCUGCAUUUAUCUAUCCUGCUGUAUAGAGUUGGGGGAAAGAGCUGUGAAGUCUUGCAGAUUUUAUUUCGCGUCAAAACUGUCUAACCUACCACCCAGAUGCUCCAUUUUUCCCUCUUACAAUUUUUUUACACCAUUAAUUUGUUUACCGUACGUACGUAAAAAAAGGUCUAUGAAGAAUUUAUUUUUAGAAAACCUAUGGUAUUUUUUGUAAAUAUGUAUUUUAAGCAUCCACAUCUAGAAUAGGUACCUAGUCCGUGAAAUUUUCAAUGUCUAAUUAUUUUCUUUUUUUACUCCAUGAAUGUAUGCAAUAUUCAAUAAAAGAAAUUUCAUGAGAAUGUUACACACAAA
Molecule: messenger RNA, 5809 nt
Organism: Bemisia tabaci
Lineage: Eukaryota; Metazoa; Arthropoda; Insecta; Hemiptera; Aleyrodidae
Gene: ome
Product: dipeptidyl peptidase 4 omega
Biological process (GO): proteolysis
Cellular component (GO): plasma membrane
Molecular function (GO): serine-type peptidase activity; dipeptidyl-peptidase activity
Source: RefSeq, a predicted model, not a curated record